Gallus gallus (chicken) is the source of this 2178-nucleotide messenger RNA. It is a transcript of the gene IQCD, whose product is annotated as IQ motif containing D. Lineage: Eukaryota; Metazoa; Chordata; Aves; Galliformes; Phasianidae. The transcript is spliced from 4 exons. The record is from RefSeq and is a predicted model, not a curated record. Gene Ontology annotation, molecular function: protein binding. The coding region runs from base 621 to 1850 and encodes 409 amino acids.
GGGGGACUCCGGCGGCGCUCCGGUCCGGUCCGGCCGGGAGUGAGCGAAGCCCUGCGGGAGCGCGCCCCGAUACCGCCCUUCCCUCGACGGGAGGCCGCACAGACCUGCGAGCCCUCCCCCACAGUCUUCUGAGGAUUGCGGAGCUACAGUCUGAUCUCUGCCUCAGCUGUUGCUUGGGAGCUGGGAGCUCUCACCACACCGGCUUCAAGGCCAGGAGCCCCUCGCUGUCCUCCCUCCCCACGGGUGUGCUCGUGGCCCCGGGUGCUUGACAGCCUCCCCGGGGCAGGGGUCAGCCCUGCUGACGGCCCUGCGCCCUGCUUCUGUGUCCAGGGCCGGCAGAACCCCGUGUGAUAUGAACUCCCCGAACACCCCAAGGACGCUGCUUCUCUAAUAUUCUCAUCACGUUUCCCGUUUAGGGAUAAAAUCUACAAAAGAGGAAUUUGCACCAGAAGCAGCAGAGGGACCUUCGUGGUCUUUCACUUUCACUGUGUAGGAGAUGCUGUGUCCCUUCUAGAUCUGAAAACAACUCCCAGGUGUUUAAUGGGAGCCGUGGCAGCAGGGAGCCCAGCUGUGCUCUGAGUAUCAGCGCAGGACACGAAGGAAAGGAACAAAUUCCUGGUAUGGGCACAGAGGCUGCAGAGAAGGCAGUGAUCUCAGUAGAUGCCAUGAAGGUGUUAGAUCCACGCUGGUUGAAACCUAAUAGCAUUGAGACAGAACGAAUCCUAUCUGUGUUGGAUGAGACGAUUGCCAAGUUGGAGCUGAGCUCCUUGAUCCCACGUAUUAUCGGCUCUCUGGACAGGUUUGCUGAUCUGCUGGGACCUGAGAUCACGGCCAGCCUGAUGGAGUACCAGCAGCUUUCAAACCAAAUGGAGCACCUGCUUGUUGCUGCUGAAGAAGAGGGCACCGCAGAAGCGGAGGAGCAAAGGGGCUCUCUCCACUUGCUGGAACAGCAUCUGAAAUGUUCUGUUAGAAAUAUCCUGAGACUCUUGUUGGCCAUCCCUUCACUUUGUAAGGCUCUGAAAUACGAAGUUUGGGCAAGAGAGCCAGCAACUGAAGCAUUCAUCAAAGCCUUCGGGGAGUUCAGGAAUUUUAUGCUUGAGCGACUCCUGACUAGUCCUACCAAAGAGGAGGAAACGGUUCAGCUCAUGGAAGACAUCUCCCUCCGGAUCAACAAAAACACUGAAACAAUCACAGCUUUGCAGGCAGAACUGGCAGCAGCAAUCAGGGCCCAAGAUGAGGAGAUUCAGAACAAGGACAAUAUGAUCAAAGAUCUCAAAAACAGCAUGGAAAUUCUAGAUGAAUGCUGCAAGGACAACAUCCUGCAGGUCAAGUGGGAAGGUGAAAAACAGCAAAAAGAGGAGCUGCGAGCUUCCCAGGCCAGGUGUGCCAGGCUACAGCAGAACAUUCAGCAGCUAGAAGCACAGUUCAAUAAGCUGGUGCUGGAGCAUCGAGCAUCAGAGUUGGCUCUCAGAAAGAGAAAAUGCAGACUGGAGACAGAAAUUCUGAACUGGAUCCAGGCAUAUGACACAGACAUGGCAGAAAAACAGGCUGAGUUUGAGGAGGUUCAUGCUGCCUACACCAAGGAGAAGGCCGAGCUGUCCCUGCUGAUGGAGAAACAUGCUGUGCUUCUCCAGGAGUAUUCCCAGAUUGAGGAGGAGCGCAGGAUAAAUGAGGAGAAGAAGAAGCAGGCUUUGGAGGAAUUGGCUGUCCUGACCCUUGCUGCCACCCGCAUUCAGGCCUUCUGGAGGGGCUACUUGAUCCGGUCUACCUUCAAGCCGAAAAAGAAGAAGAAGGGCAAGGGCAAAGGAAAGGGCAAAGGCAAGGGCAAAGACAAGAAGGAAAAGAAAUAAUCACAAAAUCUAUUUUCUCUCCUGUCAAAGUAGCCGACUCCUCUGAGACAGAGCACUUCCAGAUAAAAGCAUUAGGGUUGAGAUAGCAUUUGCAUUAAGGCCCAAACAGUCCAGGGCUGGAGCUGACUCUCAUAGUUUGAGUAUAACAAAGUAUUGGCAUGAAGACACGUCUCACUGUUUUAGGUUUAGCUUUGCUAGCCCUAAAAGAUGGAGGAGGUCUCCUGGUGAAGGGACUGGACUAGGUGUACUGAACUCUGGCUUCUCUCCAAUUCUGUUGUUACUGAAGGUGGGAAUAAAAUCAUUCCUGGGGGUAGGAUGAAGCUCUUCA